Molecule: messenger RNA, 993 nt
Organism: Zalophus californianus (California sea lion)
Lineage: Eukaryota; Metazoa; Chordata; Mammalia; Carnivora; Otariidae
Gene: POP7
Product: POP7 homolog, ribonuclease P/MRP subunit
Exons: 2
Coding region: 316-738 (140 amino acids)
Biological process (GO): tRNA 5'-leader removal
Cellular component (GO): nucleolar ribonuclease P complex; ribonuclease MRP complex; nucleus
Molecular function (GO): nucleic acid binding
Source: RefSeq, a predicted model, not a curated record
GCGUGCGUACUGCGCAGCCCUUUCGGGAACCCCCAGCCGUUAAGGGCGGCCGCGGUCUCGCGAUCCUCCGGCGCGCCGCGUUUCUUCUCUUCCUCGGUCCUGCGUGUCCGGCGCCGCGCGCUCAGUCCGAGCGGGUGGGCGCAGCGCUUGAGUGGCUUGGCCCGGAGCGGGCCGCGUGCUCGGGAAGAGGACUGUGGACUGGAGAGUGUAGGCGCGGGGGAAGGGAGCGGGUGGAGGGGCCUGAUGCUGGGGGCGAUGCCCUCAAUGAAUAGGACCUGGGGGUGAGGGAGAUCCGGGAGCUUGAGGGCACACAGCAUGGCGGAAAACCGAGAGCCCCGCGGGGCCGUCGAGGCUGAGCUGGAUCCGGUGGAGUAUACCCUUCGGAAGCGGCUCCCCCACCGCCUGCCCCGGAGGCCCAAUGACAUCUAUGUCAACAUGAAGACUGACUUUAAGGCCCAGUUGGCUCGCUGCCAAAAGCUUCUGGACGGAGGGGCUCGGGGUCAGAAUUCAUGCAGUGAGAUCUACAUUCAUGGCUUGGGCCUGGCCAUCAACCGUGCCAUCAACAUUGCCCUACAGCUUCAGGCAGGCAGCUUCGGGUCCUUGCAGGUGGCUGCCAAUACCUCCACCGUGGAGCUUGUCGAUGAGCUGGAACCAGAGACUGAUACACGAGAGCCUCUGACCCGCAUCCGCAACAACUCGGCCAUCCACAUCCGGGUCUUCAGGGUUGCACCCAAGUAAUGGCAAUGAGGAUGGCCACCUUAUCCACCCACCCCCACAUAAGUAGGCUCAGCUAUGGCUCUUCUUGUACUGAGUACAGUCAUGGACCUUCUACCAGAGCCACGUAAGAAAAAGCCUGUCCCCUUACAGCCCAGAGGACUCUGAACUGCGAGGGAGAGUAUUGUCUCUUGUUGGGCCCAAGCAAUGGGUCUUCGCGAGUCUUUGUGGUCUGUAACCAUUGUCCUAGACAAUAAAAACUACCAAGUUGUGUUAGUA